AUGGGCGACAUAAAGAUUGAUGGCAAGCUCUUCCAGGAGCGCAUAAACCAUUUCAUCAAUGCCUGGAAGAAUGACAAGCGCGCCGGCGACCAGAUCUUCGGCGGCGUGUCUUCCAUCCUGAUCAUGAUGGGCAAGGUCGAGGAGAAUCCAGAGUUCCACAAGAAUAAUUCCAUGCACUUCUGGCUUCUUGGCUACGAGUUCCCGACCACACUCAUGCUGUUCACGCUUGACUGCCUCUACGUUGUAACCACGGCAAAGAAGGCAAAACACCUCGAACAGCUGAAGGGCGGGAGGUUCCCUAUUGAAGUACUGGUCAGAGGAAAAGACGCGAGCGAGAACGAGAAGCUGUUCCUCAAAAUCGCCGACAGCAUCAAUUCCGCGGGCAAGAAAGUCGGUCUACUCACCAAGGAUACAUCUAAGGGACCUUUUGUCGACGAGUGGAAGAAGAUCUUUGCAGACAAAUGCAAGGAUGCUGAAGAGACGGACAUCGCGGUAGCUCUGUCGACCGCUGCCUUCUCAAUCAAGGAUGAGACCGAGUUGCGAGCCAUGCGAACCGCAUCGAAAGCCUGCGUUGCCCUCAUGAACCCGUAUUUCCUCGACCAAAUAACCAACAUCCUGGAUCAGGAAAAAAAGGUCAAGCAUAGCGCGCUAGCCGAGAAGGUGGACCGAAAGCUCGAUGAUGCGGCUUGGUGGAAAACGGUUCAAUUGCCGAACAAGCAAAAGCUGCCUUCGGACUUCGACUCCUCGCAGCUUGACUGGUAUCUUGGUCCCGCAGUUCAGAGUGGCGGAAAAUACGACUUGAAGCUCCAUGCCGAGCCCACCAAUGAUAACCUGCAUGCCGGCAUAAUCAUUGCGGGCAUGGGACUGCGAUACAGGUCGUACAGUUCGACCAUUGCCAGAACUUUCCUGGUUGACCCUAACAAGGUCCAAGAGAGCAAUUACAAACUUCUCUAUGCAGUACACAAUCAGGUCCUGAAGGAGAUCAGAGACGGCGUCACCGCCAGUGACGUUUACAAGAAGGCCAUCAGCUUGAUCAAGUCCAAGAAGCCAGAGUUGGAGAAGCAUUUCCUCAAAAACGUCGGCUCUGGAAUUGGCAUAGAGAGCAAGGAUCCUACCCUGGUUUUGAACGCGAAGAACUCCCGAACGCUCAAGGACGGCAUGACUUUAUGUGUCACGACGGGAUUCCAAGAUAUCGAGAACCCUCAGCCUCAAGACAAGCUCAGCAAGAACUACUCCCUGACCAUCACCGACACCAUUCGAGUCACUAACAGUGAGGCUGUCGUAUUUACCGGUGAUGCGCCCACAGACCUCGACGCUACGUCGUUCUUCUUCAAAGACGAAGAAGAGCAGCAACCGACUCCCAAAAAGGAGAAGAAGGAUGCUCGCGUGGGUGCUGUUGCUACUAAAAACAUCACUAACACAAGGCUCCGGUCGGAACGUUCGGCCCAGGUGGAUGAUGACCAGGAGAAGAAGCGUCGGGAGCAUCAGAAGGAGCUUGCCGCUAAAAAGCAGAAAGAAGGCUUAGCUCGCUUUGCUGAGUCUACUAGUGGCCAGAAUGGCACUGAGGUCAAGAAGUUCAAGAAAUUCGAAUCUUACAAGAGGGAAAAUCAGUUUCCUCCCAAGGUUCGAAACUUGGAGAUUAUUGUCGACCAGAAGAAUAUGACAGUGAUACUGCCCGUCAUGGGUAGACCGGUUCCAUUCCACAUCAACACCAUCAAGAAUGCAAGCAAAAACGACGAGGGAGAGUGGUCUUUCCUGCGUAUCAACUUCCUGUCUCCGGGUCAAGGAGUCGGGCGGAAGGAUGACCAACCCUUUGAAGACGCCUCCGCUCAAUUCGUUAGAAGCUUAACUUUCCGAUCCUUGGAUGGUGAUCGGUACGAUGAGAUUGCAACUCAAAUCUCCAACAUGAAGAAGGAGGCUACCAAGAAGGAGCAGGCCAAAAAGGACAUGGAGGACGUUAUUGAGCAGGAGAAGCUGGUCGAGAUACGGAAUCGCCGUCCUGCCGUUCUGGACAAUGUCUUCAUUCGUCCUGCUAUGGAAGGCAAGCGCGUUCCUGGCAAGGUCGAAAUCCACCAAAAUGGUAUUCGGUACCAAUCACCACUCAGCAGUCAGCAAAGAGUUGACGUGUUGUUCUCUAACAUUCGCCACCUCUUCUUCCAACCCUGCGCACACGAACUAAUCGUGGUUAUUCAUAUUCACCUGAAGGAUCCCAUACUCAUCGGCAACAAGAAGAAGACUAAGGAUGUACAAUUCUAUAGAGAAGCAACUGAUAUCCAGUUCGACGAGACGGGUAACCGCAAGCGGAAGUACCGCUAUGGCGACGAGGAUGAAUUCGAAGCUGAGCAGGAGGAGCGUCGGCGUCGUGCUGAGUUGGAUCGCCUCUUCCAGAACUUCGCCACCAAGAUUGCCGAAGCAGGCAAGAAUGAGUCACUUGAAGUUGACAUGCCUCUCCGAGAACUCGGUUUCAAUGGCGUUCCGUUCCGCAGCAACGUCUAUAUCCAGCCCACGACGGAUUGUCUGAUCCAGGUCACAGAGCCGCCUUUUAUGGUCAUCACACUGGACGAUAUUGAGAUUGCUCAUCUGGAACGUGUUCAAUUCGGGCUGAAGAACUUUGAUCUCGUGUUCGUUUUCAAAGACUUCACUCGUGCGCCAUAUCAUAUCAACACCAUUCCGGUCGAGUCGCUCGAAGACGUGAAGGAGUGGCUUGAUUCUUCCGACAUCCCUUUCGCCGAGGGUCCACUCAAUCUCAACUGGCCGACCAUCAUGAAGACGGUAACAGCCGACACCCACCAGUUCUUCGUUGACGGCGGCUGGUCGUUCCUCGCCAACGACAGCGACGACGAGGAUCAAGACGAUGAAGACGAAGAGUCGGCCUUUGAAAUAUCUGAGGAUGAUCUUGAAGAUGCUAGCGAGUCAUCUGAAGAAGAUUCCGACUUUGAUAGCAAUGCGUCUGCCGAAGCGAGCGAAGAGGGCUCGGACGACGACGAGGAAGAAGGCGAAGACUGGGACGAGCUGGAGAAGAAGGCGAAGCGAAAGGAUCGCGAGGGUGGCCUCGAUGACGAAGAUCGUGGUCGCAACACUAAGAAGAGACGACAUUAG
Molecule: messenger RNA, 3099 nt
Organism: Pseudomassariella vexata
Lineage: Eukaryota; Fungi; Ascomycota; Sordariomycetes; Amphisphaeriales; Pseudomassariaceae
Product: FACT complex subunit spt-16
Exons: 4
Coding region: 1-3099 (1032 amino acids)
Biological process (GO): transcription elongation by RNA polymerase II; positive regulation of transcription elongation by RNA polymerase II
Cellular component (GO): FACT complex
Molecular function (GO): nucleosome binding
Source: RefSeq, a predicted model, not a curated record